Ziziphus jujuba (common jujube) is the source of this 2642-nucleotide messenger RNA. Its product is annotated as subtilisin-like protease SBT3. NCBI's taxonomy places the organism in Eukaryota, Viridiplantae, Streptophyta, Magnoliopsida, Rosales, Rhamnaceae. Gene Ontology annotation, biological process: proteolysis. The transcript has a single exon. The coding region runs from base 74 to 2311 and encodes 745 amino acids. The record is from RefSeq and is a predicted model, not a curated record. Gene Ontology annotation, molecular function: serine-type endopeptidase activity.
UAUAAGCACAUAAUAGCUGGGGGUUUUCCAUAAGAUCUUUCAAAUUAAGUUUUGGUUCUAGAAAGAAACAACAAUGGGGCUCAAACAAAUUCUUAUUUCUCUUCCACGCAUUAUCUUCUUUCUUGCAUGCAUUUUCUUGAGUUUUCUACAGACUACUUUAGUUUCAGCAGAAAGGGAAACUUAUAUUGUUCAUAUGGACAAGUCUUUCAAGCCAGAGUCCCACCCUACCCACCACCACUGGUACUCCUCCAUUGUUGACUCUCUCAACAAUGGCAAUGAUCCUUCCUCAUCAUCACUUCUAUACACUUAUGACAAUGCUAUUCAUGGCUUCAGUGCAAGAUUAUCUCCUGAAGAAGUGGAGAAUCUAAAGAAAUCCCCAGGAUUUGUCUCAGCUUACAGGGACAGGGCUGUCGAGGCCCACACAACCCACAGCACUGACUUUCUAUCCCUCAACCCCACCACUGGUCUAUGGCCUGCUUCCGACUACGGCGAAGAUAUCAUCAUUGGUGUCAUCGACUCAGGAGUCUGGCCAGAGAGUAAGAGCUUCAAAGACCAUGGAAUGACAAAUAAAAUCCCGGCUAAAUGGAAAGGAACUUGUGAGGAAGCUGGACAAGAAUUCGAUUCCUCCAUGUGCAACUUCAAGCUAAUAGGAGCUAGAUACUUCAACAAGGGUGCUGCAGCAGAUCCUAAUAUCACCAUUUCAAUGAACUCUGCUAGGGACACAUACGGGCAUGGAACCCACACAGCUUCCACGGCUGCUGGGAACUAUGUUGAGGAUGUUUCUUAUUUUGGCUAUGCUAAGGGGACUGCCAGAGGUGUUGCCCCGCGCUCGAGGGUGGCCAUUUACAAGGUCUUAUGGGAUAAAGGUGCGGGAGCUAACAGUGAUAUUCUGGCAGGCAUAGAUCAAGCUCUUGCUGAUGGAGUGGACGUCAUUUCAAUUUCAAUCUCAAUCAACUACAAGGGUAUGCCACCACCACUGCAUGAGGAUCCCAUAGCACAAGCUUCUUUCUCUGCCAUGCAGAAGGGUGUGUUUUUUUCUUCUUCAGCGGGAAAUGAUGGUCCACAUCUUGGCACUGUGAAAAAUGAUGUUCCUUGGGUCUUGACUGUUGCAGCAGGGGCAAUGGACCGUUCUUAUGGUGGGACACUCAUCUUGGGAAAUGGACAAACACUUGUUGGGUGGACCCAUUUCCCAGCAAAUGCCAUCGUGGAAAAUUUGACCUUGAUAUAUAACAAAAACUUUUCAUCAUGCAGUUCCACCAAAUUGUUAUUGGAUUUUUCCCCUCAGGGAAUCAUCAUUUGUGAUGAAACCUGGCCGGUUAUUGAUCAAAUCCAACAAGUCACUGCAGCACAAUUACCUGGAGCCAUUUUCGUCUCAAACUCUAGUGUACAAUUAUUUGAGUUGGGAAAAAUUUCAUGUCCAGGCGUUGUGAUAAGUCCCAAAGAUGGAUACCCUGUGAUCGAAUAUGCACAAAGUAGUGAAAAACCUUUGGUGAGCAUCAAGUUCCAGCAGACCUUUCUUGGGACACAACCUGCACCAGUAGCCUCUAACUACAGUUCCAGAGGUCCUUCACUAAAGAUCCCAAACAUCUUAAAGCCGGACUUAAUGGCACCAGGGACUCGAAUUUUGGCUGCCUAUGUUCCAACUAGCCCAGCAGGUUUCAUUGGGUCAAAGGUGGGUUUAUCAAGCAACUACGAUUUACAAUCAGGGACAUCAAUGGCUUGUCCUCAUGCCGCUGGUGUGGCAGCGAUGUUGAAAAGUGUACACCCGGAAUGGAGUCCAGCUGCAAUCAGAUCUGCCAUGAUGACCACAGCCAACCCAUUAGACAAUACUCAAAACCCAAUUCGAGAUAAUGGCAAUCGUUUGGAAUUCGCUUCACCUUUAGCUAUCGGAUCAGGUCACAUUGAUCCUAACAGAGCACUCGACCCAGGUUUGGUAUACGAUGCUACUCCACAAGACUAUGUGAAUCUGCUUUGCUCCAUGAAUUUUACCAAAAAUCACAUCUUAGCCAUCACUAGAACAGAAGCCUAUAAUUGCUCCAACCCAUCUUCUGGUCUGAAUUAUCCAUCGUUUAUUGCUCUAUAUAAUGGCCAAACAAUAUCAAGCACUCAGAAGUUUGAUAGAAUUGUAACGAAUGUGGGAGAUGGUGCUGCAACGUACAAGGCUUCUGUGAUAGCUCCGGCAGGUUCUGAAGUUGUUGUGUCACCUGACUCAUUGGUCUUUGGAAAGAAGUAUGAGAAACAAAGAUACAGUCUCACAAUAAAAUAUGGAAGUAAUAAGCAAGGAAAAGAAUCAUUUGGAGAAAUUGUUUGAGAAACAAAGAUACAGUCCAAUUGUUGUAUCACCUUUUGUCUGAGUUCUAUAGUCAUGAGUGGUGUAUCUGUUGCAAUAGUGCCUAAGUAGCUGCAUAUGGAGUUGCUGUCAGCUGACCAAGUCAUUAGAAUAUUUGUUAUGCUGUUAGCUUACCAAAUCUUUAGGAUAUUUGUUAUGAUUUAUGCUGUUAUGCUGUUUUAUUUGUUAUGCUGGUUUCUUUGUGGCUAGAAAUUAGGACGCUGUUAGUCAUGCCUUAUGUUUAGGAAAUAUUUUUGUUUGUCUGUUAAAUGUUAGCUCUAUAUAAAGAGCAGUGCAGUGAAUAAAAAAUAUA